AUGUUUGAAUACAUAACAGAGAGUGUUGGGUGUGGUUGGUGCUACAAUUCAGAUAAUCCUUUGGAAGGAACAUGCACCCCUGGUUCCUUUACCAACUCUGAUCAUGGGACAUGUAACAUCAUCAACACCUCACAGAUUGAAAACUCGACUAGCAGUUCAAUCGGUAAGAACAGAAGCAUGACUGACCCUUCUUCCUUGGAUACUAGUUUUGCCUGGGCAUAUGAAGAAUGUCCUGACAUUGAUGAAUGCAAGCUUAAUAUCCAUAAGUGUCACUCCAAGGCGACCUGUAAAAAUGUACCCGGCAGUUAUUUGUGUUCAUGUAACAAAGGAUUUGCAGGAGAUGGAUUUAAUGAAUGUCGUCGAAGCUGCUUGGAAACUUGUGAACGCGGAUUCUGUUCAGGAGAACCACAUUUCCAGUGUAAGUGUAACCUGGGCUGGACUGGACCAGCUUGUGAUAUAGAUUGUGGUUGUAGUUUCCACAGUACUUGUAGCCAGGGUGUUGGCUUCUGUGAUCAGUGUCUUAAUUAUACCUCAGGUGCGACAUGUCAGUUUUGUGAGUCUGGAACAUAUGGAGAUGCGGUUUCAAGCUCCGGAUGUACACCUUGUCAUUGCAACGGUCACGAGGACAGAAACAAGGGGAUUUGUGAUCCGAAAACCGGAAUAUGUUUCUGCAAAGCAAAGUUCCACGGAGACAGGUGUGAAAAGUGUGCUGAAGGGUAUUCCGGUGAGCCAGUAAAUGGAGGGGACUGCCAUCAUGAUUGUUUUGCUAAAUCAGUUAUCAUUGGAGAACAGCAAGGUAUCAUCGGAGUGGUAAACAGUACAGGAGGAUUAAGAGAUUGUUUAUGGAUUGUCAGCUCUAAUCCUGGAUUCUCACUUGAUCCCCACACCCUUAAACAAGGACUGGACGGGGAUCCGAUCCCUGUUAGCCUCUCUCUAUUCAAAUCUAGGAUUGAUGUGAACUGCGAGGAUAACAAUGUAUAUAUUUACGAUGGUUUACCACCAGCAGUGAGCACUAUCAACAACUCUAGACUCCUUGCUGUUCUAUGCUCAGACAAUACAGCUGAGGAAGUUGUGAUGGUUGCUGAAUCUGGAUUAAUCAGCGUCGUAUACUCAGAGAAACCCGGAAGUCGUGGAUUCAACGCAAGUUUCCGUAUCGAGUCUUGUGGAUGCCACGGUGAACCAGAUUGUGAUUGUGAAAAGAAAGUUAAAAAAGACUCUGUGUGCCACAAUAAUUGCACACAAAACCAAGGAAUCUGUGAUUCAAGAACUGGAAGAUGUAGAUGUAAUCUUGGGUUUAUGGAAGAUGAUUGUUCUCAGAGGUCCGGUUUAAACCAGCUUCUGUCCAGCAAAAUAGAACUCGAGGACAGUAAUGGAAUUCUCUCAAGAAUUGGACAUUCUCUUAUAAGUGAUUCCAACGGUGUGCUUUGGUUAUUUGGGGGAUAUCAUCCUGACAGAGGAAUAUUACAGGAUUUGAGAGCGUUUGAUACCAAGACGGAAAUGUUUAAAAUUGUCAACUUUCAAACAUUGGAGAAGACCUCGGAGCUCUCCUCUCCUCCACCUAGAUUGUUCCAUGCUGCCUGCUAUGCCCUGGAGUCGAACUCCCUAUAUAUCCAUGGUGGGAUGAAUUUUAAUGAAGAGCUCUCAGAUUUUUGGAGAUUUGAUCUUAAUGAUCUUGUUUGGGAGUCAUUGACUCAUACGAUAGAGAAGCGUAGUAUAGAUAAUGAGAAGGUUGAGAUCUCGCUUGCAGGUCAUACGCUCACCUAUAUACCAGACUCAAGAUCCAUUCUCAUCAUAGGCGGAUAUUCUCAGGAUACAGGUUUGAACGGUGUUGUUUACGAGUAUCUCCUGCAGUACAGUACAUGGAAGAGGAUUAAAACAACUGGUUUCCCUCCAACAAGUUUGUUUGGACACACAGCUUCUUAUAUUCAAGGGAUGAAAACCCUGUUUGUAUUUGGUUUGGUUGGGAGCUCUGCAAGCAGUGAUUCAAGCCAAAGUUAUCUCUACUGCUUGAAUAUUGAUACAAAAGUCUGGUCUGUUUUACCCUUCAGUCCUAAACAUUCUAAAGCUGUGUACUCCAGCGGAAAUACUAUUAGUGGUCGAAUGUUCCACUCUGGAGUAGAGACUCCCAACUCCUUGAUUUUCCUUGGAGCAGAUCCACCAAACAGCAAGCUCAACACCAUUCUAGUUUUCUGGCUGGAGUGCCUCCAAUGGGUUAAAAUCACUGCUGAAAAACAGGAUUUUAAGUUCAUGCGGAAACAGACUGAAUGGAUUGGUCCGGACUUUGAUUCUAAUUUCGGAGCCAGGUCUGUGUUCAGCCAAGGUUCCAUCUAUACAAUAGGCGGCGUAAGAGGCAUUUACAGAACGUACAUUUCAAGAAUUCAACUCUCGCAGGAUGUAUGUAAUCUGUUUUCACUCAACCAGAUCGAUUGCUUAGAUAUCACAGGCUGUAACUUUUGUAACCAAGGAAACUCCUCUGUAUGUUUCUCUGAAUAUCGGGCCAGUCAGGUCUCCCAGGAAACUGGAGAUCUGUACGCCAGGGAACCCGGAGACCUGCACGCCCGGGAACCUGGAGAUCUCAAAAUCUGCUCCCAAGAUGACAUUGUAAAGGGCCAAGUUUGUGACCAGAACUGGAUUUCACAGAAUGAUCGUGACUGUAAAAGUCUGAGUAGUUGUGGUGAAUGCUUGGUCGAAUGGCCGGUUUUUGGUGGAUCCCCUAUUCAGUCACAUUGCCAGUGGUGCCAUGGGUGUGACAGAGGAGGCAAAUGUGUUCCACGUGGUUUGGAUUGUUCUACAGAAAACCUCUGUUACUCACAACAAAAAUCUAUAGAAUUAUCUGGUGAGUGUCCUGAGCUUGAAUGUUCUGCUACUUCCUGCACAAACUGCCUGGAUUCAAAUUGUUUUUGGUCAAAACAAUUCACAAGAUCUGGAAAGCAAAGAGUGAGUGUAGGAGAGGAUGGGGUAGGUUGGACGUGUCAGCGUAAAUCUUUGCUUCAUAUUCUAGAAAAGGCAAAUAAAACCCAAAUGGUCAUUGGUGAAACUUCUCCGCCUCUACCCUGUCCAUCCCCUUGCCACGCCCUCCAGGACUGUCAGGCAUGCCUAGAAGGGGGCGGAGCAGAUGCAGGUGAUGAGGGGUGUGUCUGGUCGGUGAACCUAGGCCGAUGUCUGAGUGCUGUUCUCAAGCCUAUGCUAUGCCUGGGAGGUAUAUGCGGAAAGGUGUUAAAGUCAGGAGACUCCUGCCCCCCGAACUGUAAAGAGAUGAGAACCUGCUCCUCCUGCCUCAAGCAAACCCCCUGCGGAUGGUGCUCCUUCACACAGGAGACAGUUCAGGGGAUAGGGGUUUGUGCACAGGUACAGAUAGGACAGAGAAAGGGAAGGGAAGAGAAGGGAAGAGAAGGGAAGAGAAGGGAAGAGAAGGGAAAAGAUUAUACUGGAGAAUAUGUCCUGAGGUGA
Messenger RNA from Eurytemora carolleeae, 3450 nucleotides. Its product is annotated as multiple epidermal growth factor-like domains protein 8. NCBI's taxonomy places the organism in Eukaryota, Metazoa, Arthropoda, Copepoda, Calanoida, Temoridae. Bases 1 to 3450 code for a protein of 1149 amino acids. Gene Ontology annotation, molecular function: protein binding; calcium ion binding. The transcript has 35 exons. The record is from RefSeq and is a predicted model, not a curated record.